Molecule: messenger RNA, 1284 nt
Organism: Eimeria tenella
Lineage: Eukaryota; Apicomplexa; Conoidasida; Eucoccidiorida; Eimeriidae
Exons: 2
Coding region: 1-1284 (427 amino acids)
Source: RefSeq, a predicted model, not a curated record
AUGGCUUCUUCUUUGCGUUCCCCCACCCACCCUCGCGCGCCUCUCUCCUAUUUUCAGCACCAGCAGCAGCAGCAGCCGCUGCAGCAGCAGCAGCAGCACUUGUCUCUAUCAUCUCUCAAGCUCCAAACAGGGGCCCCGGGGGCCCCCAAUACCCUGGGGGCCCCCAGUACCCUGGGGGCCCCCAGUACCCUGGGGGCCCCCAGUACCCUGGGCCUCCCCAGUAACCUGGGGGCCCCCAGUACCUUGGGGGCCCCCAGUACCCUUGGGGCCCCCAGUACCUUGGGGGCCUCCAGUACCCUGGGGGCCCCCAGUACCCUUGGGGGCCCCUCGAAAGUGGGUACUCUGGGGGAGAAGCUGCAGAUGUCCGUCUUGGGGGCCCCUAGGGGCCCCCGCGAGGCUUCCCACAGUUCCUUAUAUGGGGCCCUUGAGGGUGGUGCAGCAGCAGCAGCAGCAGCAGCAGUGCCUGCAGCAGCUUCUGCGCUCAACAACUGCAGCAGCAGCAGCAGCAACAGCAACUAUCGGUUCGCCUCGCACCCUAGCUCGUUUGCGUCCCCCCUGGUUGGAACUGCAGCAGCAACUGCCGCAGCAGCAACAGCAGCAGCAGCAGCAGCAGAAGCAGCUAACGGUGCUUCCAGGACCCCUUGGUCUCACACAGGAGCCCUGCUGAGCAGCACUCAGCAGCAACUGCAGCAGCUGCAGCAGCAGCAGCAGCAGCUGGAGCAGCAGCAGCAGCAGCUCCUCGCGGACUUCGACGACUCCUUCUCCAACCACUCGCAGCAGCAGCAGCAGCAGCAGCUAGGGGCAGCAGCAGCAGCAGCAGCAGCAGACAUGGGGGACCUGCAGAGCCACAGCGGGCGGCGCCGCCGCCACCGCCGCAGCAGCAGAGCCUCGCCCGCCACGGCCUUUGAGCAGGAGCAGCAGCAGCUGCACGAGCAGCAGCAGCAGCAGCAGCAGCAACAGUAUCUGCAUGCGCUGGGGGCUUCGGGAGGCCCCACAGGGCUGCGCCGCAUGCAGGGGGAGCUGCCGCUGCAGCUGAGGGGCCCCCUGGGCUCGGGGGGCCCCCCGGGGGCCCCCAGCCUGGCUGAGGGCCCCGAGGGCUCGCUGCUGCAGCUCAGCAGCAAACAGGGUACUGCAGCAGAAAGGGGCUGGUCGCUGCAGCGCUCGAGGGGCCCCCCCCCGGGGCUGAGCGGCUGCGCAGCAGCAGCGCCAUUGGCAUCAGAGAACCUGCUGCUGCUGCCGCUGCAGGACUUGGGGCCCCGCUGCUGCAGCAGCGGCUGCAGCUGA